AUGGCAUACAUCAAGUAUAUUCUCUUUUUCGUCAGUCUCAUCAGUUAUACAGAUGGUACUGUUACAUGUGGUGCAAAUGAAUAUUUGGUUCGAUGCAGUCAUCCAAUAGUUUGUCAACCGUCGUGUACUGAUCCUGAUCGAGUUCCAUGUCCAACGGUAGCAUGUAUACGAGGUUGCGAGUGUACUCAAGGAUAUAUACGUAGUACGGACGAAACUGAAGACAAUCCAUGUAUUCCUAUAAGUGAAUGUCAAAAUCAGAACAAGUCGACUUGUGCAAUGAAUGAAGUUGAAUCGGAGUGUGCGAAUCCAUGUCAACCAUCCUGUGGUGAACUAAAACGAGAACCAUGUCCGACAUUUACAUGUUCAAAAGGAUGCAUAUGUGCGGAUGGUUUUGUGAGAACAACAAAUGAUACGUCGAGUGCUUGUGUUAUUAAAGAUCAAUGUCCACAAUUGGAACUAGCAGGACGAGAAGCAAAAUAA
This is a messenger RNA of Adineta ricciae, 480 nucleotides long. The record is from the annotation of a GenBank genome assembly. NCBI's taxonomy places the organism in Eukaryota, Metazoa, Rotifera, Eurotatoria, Adinetida, Adinetidae.